AUGUCUGGACCUCAAGACGCGCAACUUUUCGACGAGCACUUCACCGUCAACGAAUUAGACCAUAAGAAAUAUGUACGAGUAGGACGUAUCAAGGCGACCUCCACGGUCGAUCACUCGGUCUCCAUGCUUUUGGAUAUCAAUACCGAGCUAUUCCCAUUAGCCGUCGGUGACAACAUUCGCGUUGUGCUUGCGACAUCUCUUAAUUUGGAUGGCACAAAGGAUGAUGGAAAGGGAUGGAGAGAUGCUAAUCGCAUGGGAUUGGGGGGUGAGGCUACGCUUGCGGAUAUGUUUGAUUAUGUUUGUCAUGGGAAGAUUUAUAAGUUUGAGGAUCAGGAGAACAGUGAUCUUAUUAAGGCAUACAUCUCCUUCGGUGGAUUGUUAAUGGGUUUGGAGGGUCCUUAUAAGAAGCUUACACCUCUAAGAGUCGACUAUGUCUACCUCCUCAUCAAGAAAUAG
Messenger RNA from Botrytis fragariae, 456 nucleotides. Its product is annotated as putative udp-glucose 4-epimerase gal10 protein. The record is from RefSeq and is a predicted model, not a curated record. Gene Ontology annotation, molecular function: DNA-directed RNA polymerase activity. Gene Ontology annotation, cellular component: RNA polymerase I complex; RNA polymerase III complex; RNA polymerase II, core complex. Lineage: Eukaryota; Fungi; Ascomycota; Leotiomycetes; Helotiales; Sclerotiniaceae. Gene Ontology annotation, biological process: DNA-templated transcription. The transcript has 2 exons. The coding region runs from base 1 to 456 and encodes 151 amino acids.